UUCUUUGAAACACGCACAAUUUCCUUAAAACCAAAUAUUAUUAAUUAAUUAACCAAGAGCUAGUAGGUGAGUUUGGUAUGCUCCUAUUAAUUUUGUUAUUAGCUCCCGAUCAUAAAAUUGGUUCUUAGGUAUAUCUAGAACAUAUUGGUUAUGAAAAAACCAUAAACAAUGUAAAGUAGGUCAUCCGACAAUACCAGUCUCCUUGACGUUUUCACCAUUUCGUCCUAUAAUUAAACCAAAGCGAAGAGCAAUAAUAACACAAACUAUGGGGUAUACAAGUAUCUACGCGAUCACAUUUGUAGCCCUCGUGGGGGCUCUACUGGGCGUAUCAAAAGCACAGCCGAGCGGGUCAUGCGUGAGCACACUAACCACCCUUUCUCCGUGCCUAGGCUAUAUCACCGGAAACUCAACCACUCCCUCACAGACUUGCUGCUCUCAGCUCGACUCUGUCAUCAAAUCUUCGCCGCAGUGCAUCUGCUCUGCCGUCAACAGUCCGAUCCCUAACAUCGGCCUUAACAUUAAUCGCACACAGGCCUUGCAGCUCCCAAAGGCCUGCAACAUUCAGGCGCCUCCUCUCUCACAAUGCAAUGUGGCCACUGGGCCGACAACACCUCUUGGCGCACUUUCACCGGUGGAGUCACCGGCGGACAAGAACCCUGGCGUGGCACUAACCCCAACCUCAUCACCAGGUGCUCGUUCAGGAGUCGUAGUCGGAGCCAGAGGUGGUUCCAAGACUAUUCCUUCCACUGGAGCUGGCUCAUCCUCUGGGAGCGUCGACCGUGUGCCACCACGUUUGUUCAUGUAUGCUAUAUUUGUAGUUUGGACCUACUCUCUUCUUUAUCAGUUCUGAGAGUUAUGUAUUUGAGAAUUUGAUUUUCACGUUUACUAUUUUAUUCGGUUGCAUGGUGUACCAGAUUUAUAUGUGAGUUUUACUACUUCAAAGAAGAAAAUGAUUUAUCUGACCU
Messenger RNA from Brassica napus (rape), 965 nucleotides. Its product is annotated as non-specific lipid transfer protein GPI-anchored 15. The coding region runs from base 266 to 850 and encodes 194 amino acids. The record is from RefSeq and is a predicted model, not a curated record. Gene Ontology annotation, molecular function: lipid binding. The transcript is spliced from 3 exons. NCBI's taxonomy places the organism in Eukaryota, Viridiplantae, Streptophyta, Magnoliopsida, Brassicales, Brassicaceae. Gene Ontology annotation, biological process: lipid transport.